Molecule: messenger RNA, 2241 nt
Organism: Rotaria sp. Silwood2
Lineage: Eukaryota; Metazoa; Rotifera; Eurotatoria; Philodinida; Philodinidae
Source: the annotation of a GenBank genome assembly
AUGCGAGUACAAUCAACAUGUGCUGGUGACGGUCAAAUCGACUUUUCAUUAGCUCAUGAAAUGGAAAUCGAUGAUCGAGCGAAACAAUUUAUCAACGUCUAUUUACGUUUCAUCGAAUGUUCUGCAAGUGAUAAACUUUGUCAAGCUGAAACAACAUUAGGUGAAUUUUGGAACUAUUAUGAUCAUAAGCAAGAGAAUAAUGUUUGUAUUAUAUGUUUGGGAUCGUUUGGCAUCAUCGAUGAGACUAUACCACGUCAAUGUAUUAAUGAAAACUGUCGUCAAAAAUUUUGCUCAAAAUGCGUGAGCCAUAUUCGCAUUUACAAUGGUAAUAAUCGACCUUUUCAAUGUAUGUACUGUUUAAAAGAAUAUCCAAUUAAUUGUUAUCCAGAAGAAAUUGAUAUUUUGAAACAACAACUAUGGAAUGAUAAGGUUAUUAAAUAUGGUAUUGAACGCACAAAACAUUUGCUCAUAACAAACUGUGAUCCAAAAGAAUUAGAUUUUGAUAUUGACUGUCGACGACGACAAUUAUUGAAUCUAUUUUCAACACACAAACGUUUUUGUAAGGAGACACAUGCAAAUGAGACAGACAUAGAAAUUGAAAAUAUGAUUAAUCAACUUUCAAAUAUUAUUAUCCAUUCAAAGUCUCAUGCCAGCAACAGUAUAGAACUGUAUAAAAUGCCUUAUAGACAAGCUAUAUCUUUGCCCGAUUCUGAUGAUAUCGGUUCUCUUUACAUUCGUCUUUGUGAACAAUUGUCCGUCGAUAUUUCCAACAAUGAAUUUUCUAGUAUUUUUCCCAAUACACAUAAAAAAAUGAACGAUUGGAUGUAUGAACAAGCAGUCGGUGAAGAAUUUCAACCGAAGCUUUCUCAUGUUAUCAAUGCGAUCGAACAAGACUUAGUUUCUCAAUGGUCGAAUCCAUCUGUUACACCUUCAACUAGUAUUGGAGUCAUUGGCUAUACAAAUGCAGGUAAAAGCUCUUUACUCAAUCGUCUUCUUGGCGUAAGCUCUCUAAAUGAUGAUCAAGCAGCCCCAAUAGGUAGUAUGAAAACGACUUACUCUGCUUUACGAUUCAACCGUAAAGAACCAUUGAUAUAUCAUCAUUCAAUAAAUAGAAACAUACAAAUACCAGUUACACUAGUAGAUAUUCAAGGUCAUGAUAAAAACAGAACAUCAGACAACAAUAUGAUUGAAGCUGGUAAUUAUCAUAAUGAAAUUAAAAGGGCCAAUUGUGAUAUUUAUAUCUUAGUCAUCGAUGAUGUUCUUCAUGAUGAACAAAAGGAUUGGAUGACUUUUAUUAGAGAAACAUUAAAGCGAGAAUGUAUCUUGGUUAGAUCCAAAGUAGAUAUUCUUCAUUUAACUAAAAUGCGAGAAUUGUCAGGCAAUUUCUACAGCAAGAGUACCCAGGAAGAGCGUCUUCAAUAUCAUACGGUGAUCAUGGAUCAAAUACAAAGUCAGAACACGAUUCCAUCGAACAAAAUUUAUUUAAUAUCAGCUGAUUAUCAACCAAGUAGUAUUGAUGCCGAUCUUCUAUUAGCCGAACACUCGUUUGAUUUUGAUCUAUUACUGACCGAAUUGAGUUCAUUAGCUUUCAAUGCUCGAACUUCUCGAAUCCAUCUAUUGGCUAAGCAAACAGUGAGCAGAGCGAUAAAUACAUGUUUUCGUAGAGGAUACGUGCUAAAUGUAAUGAAGUAUAAGAUUGCCGCUGGCUUUGCAGCGAUUAUACCUUUCGGUGAUCAAUUGCCUCGAUAUUUAUCAAGAGACACAAUUAGAGAAGCAUUCGGCAUAAAUGAUGAAUUUGGUCAAUAUCUCAAUCAAUUUAAUCUUACUAUUGACAAUGAUCUUUUACAAACGUCAGUGUUUCGAAAAUACAUCAAAACGCAAGAAAUGAAAAAAGAGUCAAAGCUUGAUGCAAAAGCGAUUGGAACAGCUGCUGGGCAUGCAACGGCAGUUGUCGGCACAUUUAGUGAUGAUAUCGUUCGCAUAGCUGCGCCAACUGCAACAGCAUUAUCCACUGCUGGACGUAUCGCAUUAACUGCAGCAACAAUUGGUGUAGGUGUACUUAUCUCCGCAGGAGUGUGUGCGUGGUCAGCGAUUAGUAGUGGAAAACAUAUAUUUAGUUAUGUUAAUCGUGUUUCUGACGAUUGCAUUCUUGUAGUGGAUAAAAUAAUCAGGGUGAUCAUCGAACGUGAAAAAAACAAAGGAACAAACAACAUAUAUCCUACAGCCCCGAACGUUGAUUAA